Messenger RNA from Carlito syrichta (Philippine tarsier), 2071 nucleotides. It is a transcript of the gene CAVIN2, whose product is annotated as caveolae associated protein 2. The transcript has 2 exons. The record is from RefSeq and is a predicted model, not a curated record. The coding region runs from base 1 to 1287 and encodes 428 amino acids. Gene Ontology annotation, molecular function: protein kinase C binding. Gene Ontology annotation, cellular component: caveola; cytoplasm. NCBI's taxonomy places the organism in Eukaryota, Metazoa, Chordata, Mammalia, Primates, Tarsiidae.
AUGGGGGAGGAUGCAGCCCAGGCCGAGAAGCUCCAGCACCCGGGGUCCCACGUGCACGCAAGGCAGGAGAAGCCAUUGAACCCCAGCCCGCAGCCCUCCUCCUCCUCCCGGAGCACCAGCCUGGCCCUGGGUGUCCCAGAGGAGGCGGUCCGCGACGGCUCGCAGGUGAACGCCGUGACGGUGCUCACGCUGCUGGACAAGCUAGUGAGGAUGCUGGACGCUGUGCAGGAGAAUCAGCACAAGAUGGAGCAGCGGCAGAUCGGCCUGGAGGGCUCGGUCCGGGGCAUCCAAAGCGACCUGGGCAAGCUGGCCAAGUGCCAGGCCUCCACCAGUGCCACCGUGGGCAAGCUGCUGGAGAAGUCACGCCGGGUGAGCGCGCACACGCGGGCCGUGCGAGAGCGCAUGGACCGACAGAGCGCGCAAGUCCGACGCCUGGAGAGCAACCACGCCCAACUGCUGCGCCGCAACCGCUUCAAGGUGCUCAUCUUCCAGGAAGAAAAUGAGAUCCCUGCCAAUGUAUUUGUGAAAGAGCCAGUUUCCAGCCCCGUGGAAGGGAAGGAGGAGCUUGCGGAUGAAAACAAGUCCCUGGAGGAAACCCUGCAUACAGUGGACCUCUCAUCAGAUGAUGAAUUGGCCCACGAUGAGGGGGCUCUGGAAGACAGUGCAGAGGAGAAUAUGGAAGAAAGCAGGGCAGAGAAAAUAAAAAGAUCUAGCCUCAAGAAGGUGGAUAGUCUCAAGAAAGCCUUUUCUCGCGAGAACAUCGAGAAAAAGAUGAACCAGCUGGGAACAAAGAUCGUGUCUGUAGAGAGGAGAGAGAAGAUUAAGAAAUCUCUCUCAUCCAGUCACCAGAAAACGUCCUCUGGGAAAAGCUCCCCCUUCAAGGUUUCUCCCCUCACUUUCGGUAGAAAGAAAGUCCAAGAGGCAGAAAGCCCUGCAGAUAACGGGGUAAAGUCAGAAGACAUGCCUAGCAGUGAGCAGGUGCCCAACCACCAGGAGGAGGGCUCACUGGCAGAGGGGCUUUCGGAAGCAUCCUUGGCCAGCGCCCUGGCGGAAGGAGAGGGUGCUGAGGGGGCAGCUGAGAAGGCAGCCUCAAGAGGGAGUAACUCGGGCAUGGCCAGCAACAUCGACCUGACCAUUGUGGAAGAGGAAGAGGGGGAGUCGGUGACCCUGGAGCAGGCACAGAAGGUGCGCUACGAGGGGGACUACGCCCUCACUUCCGAGGAGGCCGAGCCCUCAGAUGAGGAACCCAUGCAGCCAGCUGUGCUCCAGGUGAACCAGACGGCCUAGCCACAUCCCCAGCCUGUGCCUUCACCUGAAGCCCAGCCAGAGCCCAGGAGCCAAGGUCCCCACACCUUCCACACUGCCUGCCACCACUCUGUUGCAUCCAGGCAGAAAUAAUUCACCACAUAGUAGAAGCAGCACACAUGAGACCAGGAUUUCCUGGGAAUGUGGCCUGUCAGGGUGCCACUUGUCAUUUGCAUUUAGGUUCUAUUUCUAUAGUAUUUUUCCAAGAUUGCCAGGAAGAAGUGUGGUUGAAAAAUGCCGAUCCAUCUGGCUUGGUCAGAAACAUCAGGGGAUACUUAAGAUCCAAUCAUGAAAUGGGAUUUUCUUUUUUGUCAUUCCAUAAGCUUGCUGAAUAGUGUACAAGUAAUGUGUUGGAUUUCCACAGCACUGUGUGAAACCAGUUAUUAUUCUUUAAGUGUUUAUCUACAUGAUGUAGAUAAAUAUGUAAGCUAAAGAUGUAUGUUGAAGAGGAAAAUAUAUAGAAAAGAUGGAAGAGAAUGUUCACUUGAUAAUUCACUUAAUAGAAACCAUUAUUUUAUUGCAAAUGAAAAAAUGGAAAGAUUCUAAUAGCUAACGAAGUCAGAUAUGUAGUGAUGCCAGGACUAUUGGAAAACUAAGAAGGAAUUGUUGGAAAAUAAGAGAAACAGAAAAAAAAGAACGUUACAGAGAAUGAAAACAGAGAAAAAAGAUAUGUGCUUAGGAGUAAAAUAUUUACAAUAUUAACUAAUUCACUUCAUAAAUAACAAUACUAAAGAAGUUCACAUAUCCUGGAAUAAUAUGUCAUAUC